Molecule: messenger RNA, 1125 nt
Organism: Ipomoea nil (Japanese morning glory)
Lineage: Eukaryota; Viridiplantae; Streptophyta; Magnoliopsida; Solanales; Convolvulaceae
Product: 60S ribosomal protein L19-3-like
Exons: 5
Coding region: 44-673 (209 amino acids)
Biological process (GO): translation
Cellular component (GO): ribosome; cytosolic large ribosomal subunit
Molecular function (GO): RNA binding; structural constituent of ribosome
Source: RefSeq, a predicted model, not a curated record
GUUUGGGCUGCAAUCCUAGUACCGAGGAGGCUAGGAAGCAACGAUGGUGUCGCUGAAGCUUCAGAAGCGUCUCGCUGCCAGCGUACUCAAGUGUGGCCGUGGCAAGGUUUGGCUUGACCCCAAUGAAGGCAAUGAAAUCUCCAUGGCCAACUCCCGGCAAAACAUUAGGAAACUGGUCAAAGAUGGUUUCAUUAUCAGGAAACCAACUAAGAUCCACUCCAGGUCUCGUGCACGUAGAAUGAAGGAGGCAAAAAGAAAGGGGCGCCACUCUGGUUAUGGUAAGCGCAAAGGUACCAGGGAGGCAAGAUUGCCAACAAAAAUCCUCUGGAUGAGGAGAAUGCGUGUGCUAAGGCGCUUGCUCCGAAAGUACAGAGAAUCAAAGAAAAUUGAUAAGCACAUGUACCAUGAUAUGUACAUGAAAGUUAAAGGAAAUGUCUUUAAGAACAAGAGGGUGCUUAUGGAGAGUAUCCACAAAUCAAAGGCAGAAAAGGCAAGAGAGAAGACAUUGUCUGACCAGUUUGAGGCCAAGCGUGCUAAAAACAAGGCAAGCAGGGAAAGGAAGUUUGCUCGGAGGGAGGAGCGCUUGAAUCAGGGACCUGGAGAGAGGUCUGCCGCUGCUGCAGUUCCACCUGCAACUAAACCAGCCGAUGCUGGCAAGAAGUCCAAGAAGUGAAUGAUUUGACAUCUCUUGGAAAGGUGAUGUUGAGGCAUUGUUCCCCCAGACAUCAUAUUUGCAUUAUGGACCUUGGUCAAAAAUUUAUGUUAUGUGCGCUUUCAAUUUAUUAACUGUUAUUUUGGACUAGGGUCCACAAUGCAAGGUAGAUCUUGGUCCAUGAUAUAAUUUGUCAAAUUGCUAUAUACUUUGAAACCAAAAUUCUGUUGUUUAAAAUGAACAAAUUGGAAAGGUGAUGUUGAGACAUUGUUCCCCCAGACAUCAUAUUUACUGUUUUUUUGGUCAAUUUUGUUGUUAAAACACUGGUUGAAUGAUUCUGUUAUUGUAAUACAUACUUUGUGCCACCUAAUGUGCUUCAUUAUCUUUGUGAUUUUUGUCUUCACUAGAAGGUAACGGGAAAGUUUUGCUUGACAGAGUGACGGUUGGAUUAAUUUUAUUUAUUUUUCUUGAUC